AUGGAGUAUCUACAGUUCCUGGGUGAAUUGUCUCAUAAUCCCUACAAUCCGUCGGAUAUGCCGAUGCCAUCGGCAAAGGAGCAAACACUGAUGUGGCAGCAAAACUCGUACCUCGGCGAUUCCGGCAUACACUCGGGCGCCGUGACCCAGGUGCCGUCCCUGAGCGGCAAGGACGACGACAUGGAGGAUGAUCCGCUGAUGUUCGACAUGGAUCAGGGCUUCUCGCAAAACUUUACACAGGAUCAGGUCGACGACAUGAACCAGCAGCUGAGCCAGACGCGCUCCCAGCGUGUGCGGGCCGCAAUGUUCCCGGAGACGCUCGAGGAGGGGAUCGAGAUCCCGUCGACACAGUUCGACCCGCAGCAGCCGACCGCGGUCCAACGGCUGGCGGAACCGUCCCAGAUGCUGAAGCACGCGGUUGUUAACCUGAUCAACUAUCAGGACGAUGCGGAUCUGGCCACCCGCGCCAUACCGGAGCUGAUCAAGCUGUUGAACGACGAGGACCAGGUGGUGGUGUCCCAGGCCGCCAUGAUGGUGCACCAGCUGUCCAAGAAGGAGGCGUCGCGUCACGCGAUCAUGAACAGCCCGCAGAUGGUGGCUGCCCUCGUCCGUGCGCUCUCCAACUCGAACGAUCUCGAGACGACGAAGGGCGCGGUCGGUACGCUGCACAACUUGUCGCAUCACAGACAAGGUCUGCUGGCAAUCUUCAAGUCCGGUGGCAUACCGGCGCUGGUAAAGCUACUGUCCUCGCCGGUCGAGUCAGUGCUGUUCUACGCGAUCACCACGCUGCACAACCUACUGCUGCAUCAGGAUGGCAGCAAGAUGGCGGUACGGUUGGCUGGCGGGCUGCAGAAGAUGGUCGCACUGUUGCAGCGCAACAACGUCAAAUUUCUCGCCAUCGUCACGGACUGUCUGCAGAUCCUGGCGUACGGUAACCAGGAGAGCAAGCUGAUCAUUCUCGCCUCGACUGGACCGAGCGAGCUGGUGCGCAUAAUGCGCUCGUACGACUACGAGAAGCUGCUGUGGACAACGUCCCGCGUGCUGAAGGUGCUGUCGGUCUGCUCGAGCAACAAGCCGGCCAUUGUGGAAGCCGGUGGCAUGCAGGCGUUGGCCAUGCAUCUGGGCAAUCCGUCGCAGCGCCUGGUGCAGAACUGUCUCUGGACGCUGCGCAAUCUGUCCGACGCGGCAACCAAGGUGGACGGGCUCGAGACGCUGCUGUCCGGUUUGGUGACCGUGCUCGGCUCGUCUGACGUUAACGUGGUCACCUGUGCCGCCGGCAUUCUCUCCAACCUGACGUGCAACAACCAGCGCAAUAAGGUGACGGUCUGUCAGGUGGGCGGCGUGGAAGCGCUCGUCGGCACGAUUAUUAACGCCGGUGACCGGGAGGAGAUUACCGAACCGGCCGUGUGUGCCCUGCGCCAUCUGACCUCGCGCCAUCCGGAGUCGGAAUCGGCACAGAACGUCGUGCGCAAUGGGUACGGGUUGCCGGUCAUUGUGAAGCUGCUCAAUCCACCGUCCCGCUGGCCGCUGAUCAAGGCCGUGAUCGGUUUGAUUCGCAACUUGGCGCUCUGUCCGGCCAAUGCGGCACCGUUGCGUGAACACGGUGCCAUCCAUCUGCUGGUGCGGCUGCUGUUUAAGGCGUUCCAGGAUACGCAGCGGCAACGUUCAUCGGUUGCUACGAACGGGUCGCAGCCACCGGGUGCCUACGCCGACGGCGUACGCAUGGAGGAAAUCGUCGAGGGUACAGUCGGCGCGCUGCACAUUCUCGCAAAGGAGGAAUACAAUCGACAGGUCAUACGUUCGCAGAACGUUAUUCCGAUCUUCGUACAGCUGCUGUUCUACAACGAUAUCGAAAAUAUUCAGCGUGUUGCUGCUGGGGUACUUUGCGAACUGGCCGUGGACAAGGAGGUGGCUGAGAUGAUCGAAGCUGAAGGAGCUACCGCACCGCUAACCGAGCUGCUCAACUCGGCCAACGAGGGCGUCGCCACGUACGCAGCCGCCGUGCUCUUCAAGAUGAGCGAGGACAAGUCGAUGGAUUACAAGAAGCGCUUCUCUAGCGAACUGACCACCCUGCCUGUGUUCCGCGACGAUAGCAUGUGGAAUAAUGGCGAGCUCGGUAUCGGACCGGACUUGCAGGACAUCCUGUCCCCCGAGCAAGCUUACGAGGGUCUGUAUGGACAAGGGCCCGCGAGUGUGCACAGCUCGCACGGUGGUCGUGCAUUCCAGCAAGGCUACGACACCCUUCCAAUAGACUCCAUGCAAGGGCUGGAGAUUGGCGGUGGAGGCGGUAGCAGCGUCAGUAACGGUGGACCGGGCGGCAACGGUAUGGGCGGCCAGCAGCAGCAGUCGGUCGGUGGCGGCGGACCCGGUUCGGUGGUGAUGGGUGGUGGCGCCAGCGGCAUGUCGUCAUCCGGCCAGCCGACCUCACCGUACGGCAUGGACAUGGAUGUCGGUGAGAUGGACGCGAGCGAGCUGACGUUCGACCAUCUGGACGUGAUGCCGUCCCCGCCGCAGGACAACAACCAGGUAGCCGCCUGGUACGACACCGAUCUCUAA
This is a messenger RNA of Anopheles marshallii, 2556 nucleotides long. RefSeq names its product armadillo segment polarity protein (gene arm). The transcript is spliced from 6 exons. The record is from RefSeq and is a predicted model, not a curated record. Gene Ontology annotation, biological process: positive regulation of transcription by RNA polymerase II; cell adhesion. Gene Ontology annotation, molecular function: protein phosphatase binding; alpha-catenin binding; cadherin binding. Bases 1 to 2556 code for a protein of 851 amino acids. Lineage: Eukaryota; Metazoa; Arthropoda; Insecta; Diptera; Culicidae. Gene Ontology annotation, cellular component: catenin complex; adherens junction.